Molecule: messenger RNA, 1308 nt
Organism: Diorhabda sublineata
Lineage: Eukaryota; Metazoa; Arthropoda; Insecta; Coleoptera; Chrysomelidae
Product: haloacid dehalogenase-like hydrolase domain-containing protein 2
Exons: 4
Coding region: 538-1308 (256 amino acids)
Biological process (GO): dephosphorylation
Molecular function (GO): phosphatase activity
Source: RefSeq, a predicted model, not a curated record
CGAAAUAAAUGUGUUUAAACACAGUGCGAUUUUAUUUUAUUUUUUUUUUCUCCAUAAUUUAGGAAAUGUAUGAAAAGCAAUUGAAAACUGAAUCAGUGCUGCAUUAAUGUAUAAUUAGAGUAAUCAUUUCCAUUAUUUAAGCGUUAGAAUGGAGUAAACAUAGUCCAGAGAAAAAGAUGGGGUCGAGUUCAUUUUUCCUUGAAUUUUGAUUAGUCUUAAUCCAGGCGCGGUUAACAUAAGAGAUUGUUUACGUAAAUCUUCUUUUUUAAUAACUUUAUUUGGAGAGCGCUAGAACUACUAAAUAUCCCUGCAAUAUUCGUUUGGUUUUCAUUACUAAAGCUAGAGCUCUAGAUUGAAUUUAAAUUUCAUGAAAAUUAAUUUAUAUGAUACUGAAAUAUUAUAUAUCGUCUGUGUGUGUUAUUAUUCCCGAUUUUAUAAUAUUUAUCACAAUAAAGUAUUUAGGAUUGCAUAAUCCUGUACAUACAACUCUGAUUUGAGGUUAGAAUACGGUUUGCUUUCAAAUUAAUAGAAAUAAAAAUGAUAAAAGCUGUUUUAAUAGAUUUGAGUGGUACCUUACAUAUAGAAAAUCAAGCAAUAUCUGGAUGCGUUGAGGCUUUGAAAAGGCUCCGUGAGAAAGAGCUUUAUAUAAAGUUUGUGACGAAUACUACAAAAGAAAGCAAAAGAAUUCUUCAUCAAAGAUUAACACAAUUGGGAUUUGAUGUAAACAAGGAAGAUAUUUUAAGCUCUUUGACAGCUGCUAGAAAUCUAAUCGAUCAACGUAAUUUAAAACCUAUGUUAAUGCUUGAACAAGCAGCUCUAGAAGAUUUUGAAGGGAUAGCAUGUCCCUCAACAGACACUCCAAACGCUGUAAUUGUUGGUCUUGCACCAACAGAAUUUCAUUAUGAAAAAUUAAAUGAAGCUUUCAGACAUUUACAAGCAGGUGCUCAAUUGAUAGCCAUACAUGCAGGAAAAUAUUACAAAAGGUCUGAUGGUCUGGCACUGGGACCAGGAUUUUUCGUUAAAGGAUUAGAAUACUCAGCAGAAUGCACUGCUGAAGUAGUUGGUAAACCAAAUAGUUCAUUUUUCCUAUCUGCUUUAGGUUCUCAGAAUAAACCAGAAGAAGCUAUUAUGAUAGGAGAUGACGUGAAUGAUGAUAUACAAGGUGCAAUGAAAGCAGGAUUACGUGGUUAUCUCGUCCAAACAGGAAAGUAUAAAGUUGGCGAUGAAGGUAAGAUAAGUCCACCCCCUUCAGCUGUAUUUCCAAGUUUCGUUGAAGCCGUUGAAAAUAUUUUAACACAAGUUGAAUAA